This is a messenger RNA of Plenodomus lingam JN3, 1626 nucleotides long. RefSeq names its product GMP synthase (glutamine-hydrolyzing) (gene GUA1). Lineage: Eukaryota; Fungi; Ascomycota; Dothideomycetes; Pleosporales; Leptosphaeriaceae. The record is from RefSeq and is a predicted model, not a curated record. Gene Ontology annotation, biological process: GMP biosynthetic process. Gene Ontology annotation, molecular function: GMP synthase (glutamine-hydrolyzing) activity; ATP binding; GMP synthase activity. Gene Ontology annotation, cellular component: cytosol.
AUGGCGACUGAUGGCUCUGACCCAAUUCCUCCUCACAAGACGUUCGACACCAUCCUCGUCCUCGACUUCGGCUCCCAGUACACGCAUUUGAUCACUCGUCGGCUGCGCGAACUCAACGUCUACUCGGAAAUGUUGCCAUGUACGACAAAGAUUGCUGAGCUGCCCUUCACACCCAAGGGCAUCAUUCUCUCGGGUGGCCCCUACUCAGUCUACGAGAAAGAUGCGCCACACGUCGACCACGCCGUCUUUGAUCUCGGCGUACCGAUUCUAGGCAUAUGCUACGGUCUUCAGGAGAUGGCCUGGCACUUUGGAAAGAAUGCCGGUGUAGCUGCGGGCGAGAAGCGCGAGUACGGUCACGCAAACCUGAAGGUUGAGAGCCACGGCGGACACAUGGACCAGCUGUUCAAGGACGUCGGAAAGGAUAUGGAAGUGUGGAUGAGUCACGGUGACAAAUUGAGCAAGAUGCCAGAGGACUUCACGACGAUUGCGACGACGACAAAUGCGCCGUAUGCGGGCAUCGCGCACAAGACGAACAAGUACUACGGCAUCCAGUUCCACCCGGAGGUCACACACACACGAAAUGGAAAGAUCAUCCUCAAGAACUUCGCCGUCGAUAUCUGCCAGGCGACCACCGACUGGACCAUGGGCAAGUUCGUUGACCAGGAGAUUGCGCGCAUCAGGAAGUUGGUCGGAGAUAAGGGCCAGGUCAUUGGCGCAGUCAGCGGCGGUGUUGAUUCUACUGUUGCCGCCAAACUGAUGAAGGAGGCCAUUGGCGAUCGCUUCCAUGCCGUCAUGGUAGACAACGGUGUUCUUCGUCUCAAUGAAGCCGUCCAAGUCAAGAAGACACUCGACGAAGGCCUAGGCAUCAAUCUCACCGUCAUCGACGCUUCGGAUCUUUUCCUCGACCGCCUCGCCGGCAUUACCGACAACCCCGAGCAAAAGCGCAAGGUCAUUGGCAACACCUUCAUCGAAGUCUUCCAAGAGCAAGCCAAGAAGAUUGCUGCAGCGGCUGCUUCCUCGUCCAAGGCUGGUGAAAUCGAAUGGCUGCUCCAGGGCACCCUCUACCCCGAUGUCAUCGAAUCCCUCUCCUUCAAGGGCCCCUCCCAAACCAUCAAAACCCACCACAAUGUCGGCGGUUUACCCGCAAACAUGAAUCUCAAGCUUAUUGAACCCCUCCGCGAACUCUUCAAAGACGAAGUUCGAGAAUUGGGCGUGGAACUUGGUAUCCCAGAGGAUCUCGUGUGGCGCCACCCCUUUCCCGGCCCAGGCAUCGCCAUUCGCAUCCUCGGCGAAGUCACACGCGAACAGGUGCGCAUUGCGCGUGAAGCAGACUUCAUCUUCAUCGAAGAGAUCCGUAAAGCGGGUUUGUAUCGCAGCAUCAGCCAGGCGUUUGCAGCGCUCUUGCCUGUCAAGGCAGUGGGCGUCAUGGGUGACAAGCGUGUGCACGAUCAGGUGAUUGCGCUGAGGGCGGUGGAAACGAGUGAUUUCAUGACUGCGGAUUGGUAUCCGUUUGACGGCGAGUUUUUGAAGCGGGUCAGCAGGAGGAUCGUGAAUGAAGUGGAUGGCGUCUGCAGGGUGGUUUAUGAUAUUACGAGUAAGCCGCCCGGUACUAUUGAGAUGGAGUAG